AUGAAAGAGAUUACGUGCCCUUUGGACCCUAUUUAUGGCUUUUCAUUAAUCAGUUCUCUCGAGAAUCUGGAAAUUCUUGAGAAUUCCUCCAAUUUUGUAGACAUUAGCGACGAAACUCUUCUGGCGAUUGUCUCGAAGUGCCAUAAACUUCGGGAACUACUGCUCGCGCUUAACACUCGCGUCACCGAUCAGUCAAUCGCUCAAAUCCCACAACAUUUGCCACAAUUAAGCAAACUAUGCAUUACUGACACUAAAAUAUCGGACUACUCUCUGGCAAUACUAUCGGAAUUGAAAUCAUUAGUCUAUUUAGACAUAAGCGGUUCCAGUGGUGUGACCGACGCGGGCGUCGAGUCAAUGGUCGACGGCUGCCGUACGCUUGAAUUCAUGCAAUUGAAUCGAUGCGAAGCCGUCACCGCCGAAGCGCUCAGAUUCUGUGUCAAAACCAUUACCGAUAGCGAAGAUAGGGAUCUAUUCGCGGAUCUCGUAGUCGUUUAUAACGGCAAUCGAACUAGCACACAGUUUGGUAAAGUGUAUGCGUUAUGA
Molecule: messenger RNA, 543 nt
Organism: Medioppia subpectinata
Lineage: Eukaryota; Metazoa; Arthropoda; Arachnida; Sarcoptiformes; Oppiidae
Source: the annotation of a GenBank genome assembly